Harpegnathos saltator (Jerdon's jumping ant) is the source of this 2834-nucleotide messenger RNA. RefSeq names its product glucose dehydrogenase [FAD, quinone]. NCBI's taxonomy places the organism in Eukaryota, Metazoa, Arthropoda, Insecta, Hymenoptera, Formicidae. The transcript has 9 exons. Gene Ontology annotation, molecular function: oxidoreductase activity, acting on CH-OH group of donors; flavin adenine dinucleotide binding. Bases 185 to 1990 code for a protein of 601 amino acids. The record is from RefSeq and is a predicted model, not a curated record.
GGAGGUUGUCGAAUAUUACCACGGCGAUGGGGAAUGGUACCGGUCUAGUCGGCCGUUGAUCGCGGUACCGCGAGCUACGGUUCUCUCGCGAGUCUUGGUCGCGCUUCUCCUUUCGUACUACUUGCGCACCUCAAGUCCCAGCAAUUAUCGCUCGAGGGAUACGGGGUGACCAUCCUUGAGAAAGAUGAGUUGCAACUGCCCAUUGACCACGUCGACCGGGCCGACGUUGGCUUCGACGUGCGGCGGGCCGUCUUUCAUGCUUUUCAUGGGGCUGCUGGAGGUCUUCUUACGUAGCCAGUGCGACCUCGAGGACCCGUGCAACAGGCCCGCGCCGCCGAGCAAUGUCAAUACGAGGUACGACUUCGUGGUAAUAGGAGGCGGUAGCGCAGGUGCGACCGUCGCGGCCAGAUUAUCGGAAGAGCCCCGAUUCUCCGUGUUGCUACUGGAGGCUGGCCUGGACGAGCCCACCGGCACGCAGAUACCCUCGUUCUUCUUUAACUUCAUCGGCAGCGACAUCGACUGGCAGUAUAACACCGAGAGCGAGGACGAGGCUUGCCUAAAUAAGGAGCACAACCAAUGUUAUUGGCCAAGGGGAAAAGUUCUCGGCGGUACCAGCGUGAUGAACGGGAUGACGUACAUGAGAGGAUCGCGCAAGGAUUACGACGACUGGGCCAGGCUCGGCAAUGUCGGCUGGUCUUACCGAGACGUCCUCCCGUAUUUCAUAAGGAGCGAAGAUAAUCAACAAGUCAAUAACAUGGAUUACGGCUAUCACGGAGUCGGCGGGCCGCUCACGGUCACGCAGUUCCCUUAUCACCCGCCCUUGAGUUUCGCUCUUUUGGAAGCCGGCAAAGAACUAGGAUACGACACGGUCGAUCUGAACGGAAGGACGCACACGGGAUUCGCCAUAGCGCAGACCACGUCGCGAAACGGCUCACGGCUGUCCACGGCACGCGCUUUCCUCCGUCCCGCCAGGAAUCGGCCGAACCUCCACAUAAUGCUCAACUCGACAGCGACGAAGAUCCUCUUCGACGACAGCAACAGGGCGGUCGGCGUCGAGUUCGUGCACGAUAACAUGCUUAAGCGCGUGUCGGUGGCGAAGGAAGUCGUCGUGAGCGGAGGCGCCGUUAACUCGCCGCAGAUCCUCCUGAACAGCGGCUUAGGACCCCGGGAGGAGCUCAACGCGGUGGGUGUGCCGGUCGUCCGUGAUCUUCCGGGAGUCGGCAAGAAUCUCCACAAUCACGUAGCCUACGCUCUGGCCUUUACCAUCAACGAUACCGACACCACUCCUCUCAAUUGGGCGACCGCCAUGGAGUACUUGCUGUUCAGGGACGGUCUCAUGUCGGGCACAGGGAUCUCCGAGGUGACGGCGAUGAUCAACACCAAGUUCGCGGAUCCGCGGGAGGAUCAUCCCGACGUUCAGUUAAUCUUCGGCGGUUACCUGGCCGAUUGCGCGGAGACCGGCAUGGUGGGCGAGAAGAAGGGCGCGAACCGCAGCGUAUACAUCAUCCCGACGAUCCUGCACCCGAAGAGUCGCGGUUAUCUGCGCUUGCGAAACAACGAUCCACUCUCGAAGCCGCUGAUUUACCCCAAAUACCUGACUCAUCCCGACGACUCAGCCGCUCUCGUGGAGGCUGUUAAGUUCAGCGUCAAGCUAGCGGAGACCCAGGCGCUCAAGAGGUACGGAUUCGAGCUGGACCGAACUCCGGUGAAGAGUUGCGAGCACCUCAAGUUCGGCUGCGACGCUUACUGGCAUUGCGCGAUCCGUCAUGACACGGCUCCCGAGAAUCAUCAGGCGGGUUCCUGCAAGAUGGGUCCCCCGGACGAUCAUUUGGCCGUGGUUGACAAUCAACUGCGAGUCAGGGGGGUGCGAGGCGUGAGGGUGGCCGAUACGAGCAUCAUGCCGCGAGUGACAUCCGGCAAUACGAACGCGCCGGCGAUCAUGAUCGGUGAAAGAGCAGCGGACUUCAUCAAGAGGACCUGGAUCGGUUGAUUCGAACUUGCUUGACGUUCGAUUACGAUGUUCUACUACUUCGCGAGAAGCACCGUGGUUCCAAGCGACACGAAUAUCUGAAAGAUGUCGCGAAGGAGUCUGAGUGACGCUUAUCGAUUAUUCAGACGAUUCUUUGGACGUUCUUCGGAUCUUCGAGUUAUUUCGAGUCUCCCAUUCUAGUAUGUAUAUUUCGCGGGACACAAAUCCAUAUUCUCCCGGCGAUCUUAAAAUGUUUGUCGACGAUUAAUCAUUACGAUCCGUGGCUGCAAUUAACCGUCGAAUUAUCCGUUCGUUACGCGCGUACUUCGCAAGACUCGGAGCAUUAUUUAAUCUCCGUUUAUCAUCUCGCCUCUUUCGGCAUCUUUCGGUAUCAUUCGUCUGUUGUGUGUGCGUGGAGCGGUUUCACCCAACAAUUUCGCCGACAAGACGCGAAUCGUGUUACCGGUUUUUCCCAGCUGCAGUCUAGAUUUUUAUCUCACGCCCGUUCUCGGCAUACCGAACCUUAGUUAAGCACUCCUCGCGGUAACAGGCUAUCGGUGAUCGUAAUCUCUUACCAAAUAGAUCAUUCGCCGCGAAUCGCGAGAACUCUCGACAAGCAAAGGCAUCCGACCGCAAUCCUGCUCCGUGUCUUCACCGAGUGAGUAAAAUAAGUGAACUCGCUACUGUAAAUAGUACAUUACCGCCACAGUGUAUUCCCCCCCCUCCCCCACGAAUCACUUGUAAGAUGAUGUACAAAUAAAGAAUGUCCUAUCGCGGAAGAAUAUCCUUUCUCGCUAUAUCUCAGCGGAAGUGUGCCGUUGUGAGCUCCGCGUACAUUCGACGACGGAAACGUGUCACUUGCCGA